This is a messenger RNA of Trematomus bernacchii (emerald rockcod), 2446 nucleotides long. RefSeq names its product CD209 antigen-like protein C. The record is from RefSeq and is a predicted model, not a curated record. The transcript is spliced from 6 exons. Lineage: Eukaryota; Metazoa; Chordata; Actinopteri; Perciformes; Nototheniidae. The coding region runs from base 135 to 1022 and encodes 295 amino acids.
UCAUGGCUUCACUCCAGGGACAGUUUUAAAAACAAUUGAAACAGAGAGAGGAGUGGAGAUCACUGACUCAGAGCCUGUUUUUUUUUAAACCCCACACUGAAACGUUGUCGUUUUUCAUUUAAAACGUAAAUAUAAUGUCGACUGCCGGGAGCUCCCUGGCCUGUGAGGGGAUGUACUCCAAACUGAUAGACGACGACGGGGCUUACGACGAUCUGAACCGCAGGCCAGAUGUGGAACUCGGUGCUCACCCAGUGUCCCUAGUCAGAGUACUCCCCAGGCCGAGCGGCCCCGUGCCCUACCGCCUCACCACCAUUUGCCUGGCCACGCUGUGUGCCGUCCUACUCAUCUCCAUCAUAGCCGUCACGGCACACUAUAAGAACAAGCUGCAGGGCGGGGGUGAGGCGACCUCAGAGGUGCAGAAGCAGACGCAGGGCGGAAACAUGUCGGCUCUCACCGCCUCCAUCAGCAAACUGGAGCAGGAGAAAAACCAGCUGCAGAAAGAGAAGGACGAGCUGCUGGCCAAACUGGCUACCAAGACGUACACUAAAGCUCCUGAGGUGAUCAAACCGACAACAAAGGCCCCUAUCGUCUGCCCCGUGGACUGGCAUCUCUUCAACAGCAGCUGCUACUUCAUCUCGAGAACCACAAGGGAUUGGCCCGAGAGCCAGUCCUUCUGCCAGAGCAAAGGAGCUCACCUGGCCAUCAUCCACACAGCAGAGGAGCAGACGUUUCUGUGGAAUCUUCUUCCCAGAGCUCAUUGGAAUGCCUUCUGGUUUGGGAUCAGUGACGAGCACACGGAGGAUACGUGGAAAUGGGUGGAUGGCACCCCGAUGGUCGGAGGUUUUUGGGAGGAUGGCGAGCCCAACAACCACGUCAACGAGGACUGUGGCUACAUUGUGAAAACACAAGUGAUGGAACGGGUAGCGAUCCGCAGCUGGUAUGACGCUCCCUGCACCAUGUACUGGCUGUUCAUCUGUGAGAAAGAGAUGGUCGCAGGCGCCAGUACCGCUAUGCCACACUGACACGACAACACCACUCUGAUCGUCCGGGAAACAAGUUGACCAUUUUGAGUUUCUCAACUGCACCCUUUGCAUCUUAAACCCUUAUUAGGUCUGACACAAUCAAGUCAGAUAUUUUAACACAUGUUUACAGGAGAAACAUGAGAGUAAUGAAAUGUCUUGUUUUUUGAACUUCUUAAUUUGGAACAUAGGCAAGAGUGGUCCUAUCUGUACGAAAUAGCCCUUAAAAGUGUCCUUGAAAUGGGUUUACAGUAGUACGAAGAAAAUGAAAAGCAGCUGUGAUCUGUUGCAGUUACCUUAAAAGCUUUUUUCAUACUGAGUUUAAUCUUUACAUAUUCCAUGAUUUUUCUGGUCAAUACAAUACAUAAUUUAAAAGAAUGUAAAUGUGAUUAUUAUAGGCUUAUUACUUUUUAGGUCUGUAGAACUCAAAUAAACUAGAAAGCUGAGAGAGAGCUGACCUCUGCCAAGGUCAUUUCCAUUGGUAAGAAAAAAUCUGAUCAGCUCAGAAAUGUAAGAGGUUCUUCCUUGGCCGAUACUACACCAAGCUUUAUGGCAAUCAGGCAAGUGGUUUCUUCCUGCUGAUCAACAGACAAACAAAUCAAAACAAACUCACAAAUGACUUCCUUGGCGAAGGAAAUAAACAAAAAAGAAGUAAUGGAUUGUAUACAAUAGAUUGUAGGACCUGACAUCAGGUCAGCUAAUACAUCCAGUUAUGAUUGAAAACCUUUUGAUUAUAACUGUGAACUAGAAUGUAUUUUAGAGGCAACACAGUAAGAGAAAAUGCUUUCUGCUGCAAUAUUGUACUGCCAAUUGAUCUGUCAACGAGUAUCAGGAGUAUCAGAUUAUAAUGUAAAUGUUCUCCUGAUAUUAAAUCAUCUUUUAAUACAUUGUAAUCAUCUAGAAUGUAUUAAAAAGUAGAAAUGCUAAGCUGGAAGUCAGUGGCUGUUUCUGAAGCCUCGGAGCAGAACUGUGGUGCUGCCAUGACUUAUACUACCAAAGGUGUUACCUAUGUAUCAGUGCCUAAUACCACUUAAAUCAUAUUAUAUUCUUAUAUUACUUUUGUCUAUAGAUCAAGGAUUCAAGAUUGAUUUUUCUUUAUAUUUGAAAUGGGUUUUAUUAGCAAUAAAUACUGUUUAUAAUAGAUUUAUAUUUGCUGUACAUAGUGCGAGUGUCAUGACGUUGAUUGUGAAUCAGUAUGAUUGUGUGAUGCUUUCAUUUUACAAGUGGGAGGGUCAAAACAUGUAAGCUGCUUUGUUGAUGGAAACUUUUUAAUUGUUAAUCACAUUAUGCAGAAGAGUGUCCUGUGGAUCUUGUAAAUAAAUAUGAAAGAUAAUUGUUUAUCUUAAUUUCUCAGAUUGUAUAACUUGUGCAAUUCUCAUCAUGAAAAACACAAAUGUAUGUUGAUUAAAAAAACUUUACUUUGCUAU